ACAAGCCAUAAAUCCUAAACCAACCAACCAAAAUCACAUAUUUUUCCUCUCAAUUACACAACAAAAACCUAUAAAUCUUAAUUUCAUGUACUUCAUAAUACAAGAAAACAAAAUAAGUCAAUAUCAAUUUCCAUUCAGAGGACACGUUUGGCAUUCCAAAUAAAAACAAGGCCCACAUUAAAAAUCUUCAUACUUUAUAUACAAUUAUUUCCCGGUAAUCCAAACACGCCCUUAACAAAUUUUCCGCCAUUGUUAAAUCUUCUCUAUUUUCUCUCUCCUAAACCUUUGGAAUCCCUUCACAUGGGAGCUGCGACUAUCUCCGACGGCAUGGAAGUAGCUUCUCAAGCUCCAGUUAAUGGAACCUCUGAUGUUCUCUCUUCUUCUCUCUCCGUUGAUACUUCUCUUCCUCUUCCCGCCAUGAAACCUCGCGUCAUAGAAUUGUGUAAGGAUAUAUUUGAGAAAUGGUCGAAUUUGGAUGAUUCAUGCUUUGCAGUAGAUACUGUUGCUGGAGGCAUCACCAAUCUUUUGCUGAAGGUUACGGUCAAGGAGGAGGACGGCAAUGAGGUGUCCAUUACGGUUAGGUUGUAUGGGCCAAACACCGACUAUGUUGUCAAUCGGGAGAGGGAACUACUGUCUAUUAGAUACCUCUCAGCUGCAGGAUUUGGGGCCAAAUUGCUUGCGCUUUUUGAGAAUGGCAUGGUUCAAUCUUUCAUCAAUGCAAGGACACUUACUCCACCAGACAUGAGGGAUCCAAAGCUGGCAGCUAUGAUAGCUAGAGAGCUUAGGAAAUUUCAUGAAGUGGAAAUCCCUGGUUCUAAAGACUCCCAGCUGUGGAUUGACUUGUCGAAGUUCUUUGAGAAAGCAUCUAAACUCAAAUUUGAUGACAAUGAGAAGCAGGAGAAAUAUCAAACCAUCUCAUUUGAAGAAGUUCAGAAUGAGAUUAAUGAGCUUAAGGCACUAACAGACUGUCUUGAUGCUCCGGUGGUAUUUUCUCAUAAUGACCUGCUUUCUGGGAACUUAAUGUUGAACGAAGAGGAAGGGAAGCUGUACAUAAUAGACUUUGAGUAUGGCUCAUAUAACUACAGAGGUUUUGAUAUUGGAAAUCAUUUCAAUGAAUAUGCAGGCUAUGACUGCGAUUAUACCCUAUACCCUAGCAAGGAUGAGCAGUACCAUUUCUUCAGGCACUACUUGUGUCCUAAUGCACCAGAAGAGGUACCUGACUGUGAUCUAGAAGCACUUUAUGUUGAGGCAAAUGCUUUCAUGUUAGCUUCGCAUUUGUGUUGGGCAUUAUGGGCUCUAAUUCAGGCAAAGAUGUCUCCUAUCGACUUUGACUAUCUCAGUUACUUCUUCCUGCGGUACAACGAAUACAAAAAGCAGAAAGAAGAUGUCUUCUCUUCAGCAAAAUCUUACCUCAGCAAGUCUCAGUCCUAGAAUGCAGGUGCUGUAUUUUUUUUUAUGUUCUGAGUUGGUAUGGUCAGCUCAAUGUGUGCUUCAGGGAGAAGUUCCUAAGAGUUCCGUUUGCAGGUCACUCAAUAUUAAUGUAGUGCAGCAACAGAUCUCAGCUGUUAAUGUGUUUUUUGGCUAUUCUUUUCCAAAGUCGUCUUUUCUCUAUUUCCCCCCUCCUGCAUCUCUCACCCUGUUUGAAGAUGUUCUUUCUAGCCAGGUAACGAAGUGCUGAAGGUACUUUUCAAGCACCUAGAGGGUAUAUGGGGUUAUAUGCUUCGGUCUUGUACUAUGUUGUAGCACAAUAUAUACAGAGAUGAAUAAAUGUAUGUGUCUUUGGUUUUGUUGUAACAUUGGUUUGUCAUAAUAAAUAAAUAAGGCUGAUUCAUUUCUCCCCCUUGAAA
Molecule: messenger RNA, 1847 nt
Organism: Chenopodium quinoa (quinoa)
Lineage: Eukaryota; Viridiplantae; Streptophyta; Magnoliopsida; Caryophyllales; Amaranthaceae
Product: probable ethanolamine kinase
Exons: 11
Coding region: 301-1431 (376 amino acids)
Biological process (GO): phosphatidylethanolamine biosynthetic process; phosphatidylcholine biosynthetic process
Cellular component (GO): cytoplasm
Molecular function (GO): ethanolamine kinase activity; choline kinase activity
Source: RefSeq, a predicted model, not a curated record